This is a messenger RNA of Caenorhabditis briggsae, 6942 nucleotides long. RefSeq names its product Protein CBR-SMG-1 (gene Cbr-smg-1). The transcript is spliced from 32 exons. Lineage: Eukaryota; Metazoa; Nematoda; Chromadorea; Rhabditida; Rhabditidae. Gene Ontology annotation, biological process: phosphorylation; nuclear-transcribed mRNA catabolic process, nonsense-mediated decay; negative regulation of macroautophagy. Gene Ontology annotation, cellular component: TORC2 complex; TORC1 complex; nucleus. The record is from RefSeq and is a predicted model, not a curated record. Gene Ontology annotation, molecular function: protein binding; protein serine/threonine kinase activity. The coding region runs from base 1 to 6942 and encodes 2313 amino acids.
AUGUUAACAUCGAAAAACAAUGAUAUUGGAAACUUGAUAGAAAUUUUUCGUCAACGAGACAUCACUUAUAAGGAGCGAAAAGCAACCCUUCAAAAAAUCGAGGAGCUUAUUCCAAAAGUUCCCGAUUUAGAAGCACUCAACACAAAAUGGAUAUAUCUUUUGGAUAAUGCCGUUUGGCCGUUGAUUGUAAAAUCUGAUCGAAUGGAUUUGAAGAGUCUAGCUGGAAAAGUCACCAGACAUGUCGGAGCUCUUCUCUUUGAUUCACCUUUUUAUCCAGAAUUCCUCCUUUGGCUAGGAACUCUUCUCCAAAACACACCGAAGAAAAAUGACGACGCACGAGCAGAUAUCGUAUUCUCCGUCUACUAUAUAGUUGGAGCUAUCAGCCAAAAAUCCGAGAAUCGCUUGGGAAAAAACGAUGAGGAAUAUGUUCGAAAAUCGUUGGAAUGGCUGAUUCGAGUGAUUCCAAACUCGUCGAGUGCAGUUUACAAUAACUGUUUGAAAGGGAUUAUUCUCAUCUCAAACACCUUUCGAAAAGUUACAGAUGAUUUGUAUGAGUCAUGCCUACGAGCCAUCGUAUCGAAUUUCCCUGAUUUCAAUAGCCAUGAAAAGAAUUUUGAGCGACUUCUGGACACCGUCAACUUGUUUUCCGAUCACUUCUCAAAAGAUCCAGUGCUCGCAGAGGAGAUGGUACGAAUCAUCCGACCCGAUAUUAAAAAGAAUGGACUACGAAAUACAAGAGAGUUGAAGAAACGGCUAAAAUUGACUAUGGCUAUUGUGAAAAUGGCCAAGAGUCAGCAGAUUCUAGUUGAAACCAAUGAGAUGAUGUGUGAGUUACAAGCAGAGCUGGAAGGAAACGGUGGGAAAUGGUCGUCUGCUGCUCUUAUCACCAUCAUAUGUGACCUUCUUAACGAACUUCUGAUCCUUGGAAAAAAUGAUGCGGAAAUGCGACAAAGUGUUGAAGAAUCGUUAGGAAAUCUUCUAAAAGAUUUGAAUCUGUCAAAGCAAAACACGAAAGAGAAACAGGCAUUUUUCAACUCAUUAGCGAAGAUUGUCAAACAACUUCCCGCGGAGUCAGAUGUCAAAACUCGAAUCCAUCAUAUUGUUUUCAAUUCGGAUACUGGUCUAUUCAAUAUCCAGAAUGAUGAUAAUCGAAUUUUUGGACAUAAUACGAUCUAUCGAGACUUGGUCAAUUUGAUUUCCGUCCUUUUGACACCAACUUCUCUCAGUCAUCUUCAAGCGACAUACACUGAUUUGAGAAAGAUAAUGAUGGAAAGCAUGUCGAAACUGAAACAAAGUGAAAGAUGGCAUGAAUCCAUACUUCUCCUGUUCUUCUCUGCGUUACAGGGAAUAUCAUGUGCAAAAAGCUCGCUUAUUGUUAUGAUUGGAAUCCGUCCGUCGAUUUUCGAAUUGUUUUGUGAUGAACUACCGCUGACAGAAUAUUGGCUCGCUUCUAACCAUCCGGAAGUCUAUCAUAUCUUCAUAACCAUUCUGGUUGGACAUCUCAAAGCACACGACUUCUAUGUUUCCCAAUCUGACUAUUUGGUUCAUGGAGAGACACCAACCGGACACGCCUACGGGCAGACGAAACGAGAAUAUGUCAGAAAGCAAGUCAUUGCUCUCCAUAAAAUUAUCGGUGGUUUUGGGAAUCGGUUGUGGAAAAAGACCAGGUUCCUCAUCUCCACUUGGCUUCAUUCCCUUGUCGUUAUAGCACGCGAUCAAAAGAUAAGUGCCGAGAGUUUCAGACUAAAAGAAUGGGUUCGGUUGAGAAAUACAGUAAUCCAGCAUUCAGUACUCGAUUGGAACAAUGAAAGCAUCAACCAAGCCUUGACCGUCCUUUCAACAGUUACCAAUUGGUCAGCAUUGCCUCUAGAGUUGAACAAAGAUAUCACUGAUAAAACAAAAAAAGCCACAUGGAAGGAAGCGACGACGAUUUGGGAAUCUGGAGAUUUUAAAACCUAUAUCAGACAAAGCCUAUCGACCACCUACCAAAUGAGUCAGGAACGGCAACAGAAACAGAUUGGUUCCACGAGUUUUGGAGCGGAGGAGUUCAAUUUGGUUACGAAUUUCCUGCUCAAACAGAUUGUUCCAACUACAUUCAAAAAAGGCCCAUAUGUGUGGAUGGAUGAAGUACUUGAAACGGCGAUUCAAGGAUGUAAGAACAUCUCUCAAGAGAAGUCAGACGUGCCAGAAACGUUUAUGGAGAAAUGGGAUUGGAUUAUUAAUCAAACUGCAAAUUUCUGUAUCGUCAAUAAAAUGAAAACUCCAUUGGGGAAACCAAUGCAGACGUUUGCAGCUUUUGAGAAUGAAAUCAAACGACUCGCCAAAGAGGUUAUCAAUCGUAAGAGUAGUGAUAAGAAGCCGAAAUCCACAACAGAAGACGUUCCACCACCGGCAACUCCUCCAUUGAAAUUUUCCAUUCAGUGGCUUCGUGUUCAUCUUCUUUUGAAACUAAUUGAAGUUUUGGAGAAGAUCAUGAUUUCUUCAAUCCGCGGUGGUUCUUCCAUUUUCAACUUGACAGAGAUUCCAGUUACUGCCCGACAAUUCUUCAUAAUGAACUCUUCGAGUUGCGAAGUUUGGCUCAAUCGAGUCUACUAUCCAGCACUCAUUGUUGCUUACUUCAACGGAUACUAUGGCUUGGUCAUUCGAUUUGGGUCCAAUGCUCUCAAUCACUAUGCUCGUCAAAAGGGUUCCGAUGAGAAAAUGAUUACGAAUGGUGUCUGCACUGCUUGUCUCAUGUCUCUCUCGAUGGCUGUUCUAGGGGAACCAAUGGAAAUUGUUGGAUUGAGACGAAGAGUUCGAGAAGAGUUUGGAACGGAAAUGGGUCAGAAGUUAAUGGAAGCGCUAGGAGAAAUGGCCAGUGCAAGAUACGAAAUCGCAUUGGUGCAACUCGAAGCUAUUCUUGUUGUUGAUAGCAGUAUCAACGAAACUCUUCGUAUCAUUAUCCAAAUUGCGAUAACUGACAUGCUGAAUCGAAUCCGCCUUCCAGACGCUGUCAGAUAUUACAAGAAAACUCUAUUUGGAGAAGACGAAGAAGCACAAGUAGCGGAAGAUUUCAGAUCAAUUGAAAUGCUCACAAAAUUCGAAAAGCUGAACUACGGUGUUGCCGAAAAGAGACAAGUUGUUGAUUGGAGUGCUCGUGAACGUCUUCAACUUGUUGAAUCCGCAUAUUCACAGACUAUGAAGAGAAACGAACUCCUCGAACUGCAAAAAGAGAUGUCAGCGAUGGGAGCACUUGCAUUGAGUGCUGAUUCAUCGUGCAAACUGUAUUCGGAUAUAUCUUCCACAUCUCUUGUCAUAGCGAAUCUAGUCGAUCGAAUGACUGGAACAUCGCAUUGGAAAAAUCAGUUGACCGAUGUGGAAAUGUUUGAUAGAGCCGAAGAAGGAAACGAGGGAGAUAAGCUGACGAUCUGUAGAAAACUGAUGCAUUGGGGACGACACAUGAAACAUCAUCGUGGUCAAUCGUUCGCAGCUCAUGGAGAAAUCAUUCGUUUCUCUCGAAAGACUUCCAACUGUGAACUUGCUUUCUUCCAUAUAAAUUCAGCGAUUCGAGGGGAGAAACUGGAAGCUUGGCAACGUUUGGAAGUUGAGAGACAACGAUUGAAACUUGUAAAAUCUCAACAUUUUGAUGUUCGAGUUCGAGAAAUGAAUGAAGUUUUUGGAUCGUUGGCUGACGUUUUCAGCACAAGUAUUGAGAUGAAACAGAAAUUCCAGAAUCUUGACGACCAAACGAAAGAUUUAAUGGUAGCCAAUGGAUACCUGAGUGACAUUGCAAAACGAGAGGAGCACAUGAGUCGAGCAAGCAUUCAACUCGCUGAUUUCUUUGACACACUUCCAACUAUCGAUACCGUUCUCACUCCGAACUUAUACAAUACCAUCAUUUGGUCUGAAAUUCAAUCCCGCUCGAACAGUUUAUCAUGUGGCUAUGCUGGUUUGGUUGGUGCUCUCUACAACUUGUCCGCCGAUCUAUGUCCUUCACUUGCGAAAGCUCAUCUCAAAAUGGCGAAGUGGACAUACGAGAUGGCGAAAAUUGAGAACUUCCCUAAUAUAAGUCCAUUCGCCCUCUACCAAUUUGGACAGACGGCACAAGAAAACGAGGAGCUGUGGAGGAGUUUAGAUGCGACGAGUCUUGUGAAUCUGGAGAAACAAGUUAGAAAAAUUGUUCCGGAUGCCAUGCGAGCCAGUGUUCUUCUCUCUCCGAACAAUCCAUAUCUGCUUCUAUGGGAAGCAGCCAGCGCUCACCGUCGGAAAUUCCUUUGCAUCACGGUCUCUUCGUAUUUCCAGUUUAUCCACAACAUGUCCGGAGACUUUGAGUGUCUUCCCUACUCGAAACGAGAAGAGACCACUCUGGCGACUCUGAGAAUUCUGGAAAUGCUUGUGAAGCACGGAGAAGUGUUGGUUGAUGUUAUAAACGAUGGAUUGAGCAGGACCAAUGUUCAUGUUUGGAAAGAAAUCCUCCCGCAACUCUUCGCUCGCCUUUCUCACCCAUCUGAUCACAUUCGUAAAACUCUGGUUGAUCUGAUAUCUCGUGUCUGUACAGCUGCUCCACACGCAGUCGUUUUUCAAGUUGUCUCUGGAGCAGCUUCAUCCACUGAAGUGUCUGAUCUGGAAGAGCAACAGAAUGAUGAUCGCAAUCGAGUUCGUGCUUGCUGUGAACAACUGGAAACUAAAAUGGCUCAGUCGUAUCCGAAUCUCGUCAGAGAUGUCCGCCAAUUUGUUGCUGAAUUGGAGCGGAUCAAUUUGCUGAACGAGGAGAAGUGGUCGGUUGUACUAGGAACCAUGGAGCAUGAAAUGGAAAAGAGAUUAGCGUUGAUAAAAGCUGAAAAUGCCAAAACCGACUUUUCAAUGCAUUUGAUGCCAAAACAGAAAGAUGAAAUCAUUUCGAAGAAGACCAAGCUACUUACCAGACAGAUCUUUGAUGUUCUUGAUGAACUCUACGAGAAAACGAUUGUGGCACAACCUGAGACUGAGAAUGAGAAGGAAUUCUUUAACACAUUCUCCGAAAUGUUGACAAAAGCUCAUACGGAAUCGAAAAACAAUCGAUACAACUCUCCAGAAGCUUCUUGGGCGCCAUUCAAGAAUCUGGUUUCGAACUUCGCUCACAGAACCAACAAAAAAGGAAUGCAAACGUUCCAAACGGCGGAUAUCUCCCAAUAUUUGGCUACUCUCGGAAAAUCAUGUGUUCCAAUGCCUGGUCAAGAAUCUGUUGAAUUUGAUCGUGUCGUUUCGAUUGCUCGUGUCGCUGAUAACGUUACCAUUCUCCCUACCAAAACAAGACCAAAGAAGCUAGGAUUCAUUGGAUCCGAUGGAAAACAACUCGCAUUCUUGUUCAAAGGACGCGAAGAUCUUCAUCUCGAUGAGCGUGUCAUGCAAUUCCUCCGUUUGUGCAAUGUGAUGCUUCAGUCUGAGAAAGGAAAAAGCCGGCAGAUUGCUGAAUACCAAGCACACCAUUACGCUGUAAUUCCACUCGGACCUCGUUCAGGACUUAUCAAAUGGGUUGAGGGAGCUACACCGAUCUUCCACAUUUAUAGAAAGUGGCAGAUGAAAGAGAAAGCUCUGAAACAAGCUACGAAGAAGAAUGGAGAGACGGUUCCGGAAAUAGAGAAACCAACGAACAUGUACCACAAUAUGAUACGGCAAGCAUUCACUGCUCAUAAUAUCGACGCCAUAAUCGCUUCGGAUCGUUCGAAAUGGCCUGCCCAAAUCCUUGAGGAAGUUUUCGAUGGUCUAUGUUCCAAAACACCAACAGAUUUGAUAAGUCGUGAGAUAUGGAUGCGUGCUAAUGAUUCCACUGCGUGGUGGGCAGUCACUAAACGGUAUGCAAGAUCGCUGGCAGUGAUGAGUAUGGUUGGGUCGGUAUUGGGAUUGGGAGACAGACAUUUGGAUAAUCUAUUGGUGGAUCUGAAGUACGGACAUGUAGUUCACAUUGACUACAAUAUUUGUUUCGACAAGGGAAAGAUCCUGAGAAUUCCGGAGACCGUACCAUUCCGCUUGUCUCGAAACAUGCGACACGCUCUUGGGCCAUCUGACAUGUACGGUACAUUCCGCGAAUCAUGUGUUCAUGUUCUAUCGACUCUCCGUUCUGGUCAUCAAGUUUUGACGAUGCUUCUUGAUGCAUUCGUAUUCGACCCACUAGUUGAUUGGACCUCCCACGAUAACAUUUCAACGUCUGGAGGUGUCUCAUUGGCUCUUCAAUUGGCUGUUUAUGGAAGUAGCUGGAAAGCAAAAGCGAGAGAAAGAUUGACGGAUACGAUCGAAUUGUUCCAGUUGAGAGUCACUGAAUUGCAAGCACUUUGGAUGAGUAAUCGAGAAGACCUAUACCAUUGGAUGAAACAAGUGACUGAUUGUCUUCUCGCUGAACAGAGUAUCAUGGGAAUGAAUGGAGCUUAUGCUCAACAACGAGUGAAAGCAGGCACCGAGCUUCGAGAAGCAGUCGCAAGGCAUCAGGCGCUAGCCAAAGAGUUCCGUCCUUUGAUACGCGUGAUAGGAAAGGAGAAAGAAGAGUUUGCCGAUUAUCUGAAGUUCUACAAGCAGGCAUUUAUUGAUCCACUUUUGAAAGGACACUCAGCUCUCCGUCACGAAUUAGACAUUGACACUUGUGUGCAGAAUUUCAAUAUAGUCAUGCAAAACAUUGAUGUAGUAUUCAUGAGUCUGAUCAGCCUCUCCACUAUGCCUAUAGACUCGGUCUCUUCGCGUGCUUCACAGAAGCAGUUCAAUGCACCGCCGGGACUCGAAAAUGUUUGGGUUUUGCAACAAGAGCAACAGGAGAAUUCGCAAGCUCGAGAAGUCGUCCGACGUGUCGAAAGACGACUGAACGGAUGGCUCGAUGGUUCUGCUCCGGAUAGGAAGUUGUCGCCUCGAGAAGAGGCUGACGUACUUAUCGCAGAAGCAACAUCAUCUGCCAAUUUGGCACAAAUGUACGAAGGUUGGACAGCUUGGGUCUGA